Dioszegia hungarica is the source of this 520-nucleotide messenger RNA. RefSeq lists its product as uncharacterized. The transcript is spliced from 3 exons. The annotation marks the transcript as partial. Gene Ontology annotation, cellular component: mitochondrial inner membrane. Gene Ontology annotation, biological process: mitochondrial ADP transmembrane transport; mitochondrial ATP transmembrane transport. NCBI's taxonomy places the organism in Eukaryota, Fungi, Basidiomycota, Tremellomycetes, Tremellales, Bulleribasidiaceae. Gene Ontology annotation, molecular function: ATP:ADP antiporter activity. The record is from RefSeq and is a predicted model, not a curated record.
AUGGGUGGUGUGUCGCCGCUGUCGCCAAGACUCGCCCGCUGCCCCCAUGGAGCCGCAUCAAGCUCUUGGUCCAGAACCAGGAUGAGAUAUGAUUCAAGCAGGGCCGUCUUCGACUACCCCUUACAAGGGUUAUCGGUGACUGCUUCGGCCGAACCUACCGUGAGGAGGGUAUGGCUGCGCUCUGGCGUGGUAACACCGCCAACGUCAUCCGUUUACUUCCCCACCCAGGUCCCCUUGAACUUCGCCUUCAAGGACUACUUCAAGUCCCUCUUCGGCUUCAGGAAGCAGGAUGGUUACUGGAAGUGGUUCGGUGGUAACAUCGCCUCCGGUGGUGCCGCCGGUGCGACUUCGCCUCCUCUUCGUCUACUCUCUCGACUACGCCCGUACCCCGUCUUGCCACGACAACAAGUCCGCCACCAAGGGCGGUUCCCGCCAAUUCAACGGUUUGGUCGAUGUUCCUACCGCAAGACCCUCGCUUCCGACGGUAUUGCCGGUCUUUACCGUGGUUUCGUCCCGUCCC